This is a messenger RNA of Cetraspora pellucida, 2492 nucleotides long. The record is from the annotation of a GenBank genome assembly. NCBI's taxonomy places the organism in Eukaryota, Fungi, Glomeromycota, Glomeromycetes, Diversisporales, Gigasporaceae.
CCUAUCAUCAAAAGCACUGUUCCGGUUUAGGAGAAGCAACUCAAGAAGUCAAAUUACCUACCAAGGAUAUAAAGAUAAAGUUUAAAUGCUUAGAAAAUAAAGCAUCAUGGCUUAAUAAUAAGCUAAAAAAUACCUCAAUAAAUUCAGAAGAUUAUAAGACCUUAACAAAACAAAUUGAUAAGAUAACUAAAGAUAUUAAUCAAGAAAAGUUUAUAGAUAUAAAGAAAACUCCUAUUCCAGUUGUCUUUCAUAAUUUUUGGGGCUAUGACUCUCACUUGGUUUGCGAAUCUAUUGGAAAAUCAGUUAAUGCAAAUCAAAUCAAGUUUAUGAAUAGUAGCUUAGCUAGUCUUACAAAAAAUUUAGGUGAUAAUCAUCCAAUAACAUCUAAGCACUUCAAAAAACUAGGCUAUACAAAAGAUCAAUUAGAUUUAGUAUAUCGAAAAGGAGUUUAUCCCUAUGAUUAUAUAGAUUCACAGGAUAGGUUUUUAGAGACUGAGCUUCCACCAAUUCAUGAAUUUAGUACAUAUCUUCAUGGUAAAAUUAGCCAAAAAGAUUAUGAGCAUGCCCAAAAAGUAUGGAAGGAAUUUAACUGCAAGACUUUAGGUGAAUACCAUGAUAUAUAUCUUAAAACUGAUGUGCUUAGUCUUGCUGAUGUCUGGACACAGUUGCGAAAAAUGUCUAUGGAAUAUGAUGGACUCGAUCCUAGCCAUUAUGUUUCACUUCCAGCAUAUUCUUGGAAUGCUAUGCUUAAGAUAACAGAAGUUAAAAUUGAGCUCUUUACUGAUAUGGCUAUGCAUGAUUUUAUAGAAAAGGCUAAGCGUAGAGGUAUAGCUAUGGCAUGUAAACGAUAUUUCAAAGCUAAGAAUCCUAAGAUAGGUAAAGCAUUUAACCCAUCUAAACCAACAACAUGGAUUCUAUAUGAGUUAAGUUGUAAAUAUCUUGAAGAUAAUCCAAGUGAGCAAAAGAAAUAUCUUGAAAAGAUUCUUAAUACUAAAGCAGAUGCAAAAAGAGGAUAUUUUCUAAAUAUUAAGAUGCACUUCUUUCUAAAAACUCAUGACUAUUUGAAUGAUUUACCUCCAGCUGUAGAAAACAUGGCUGUAAAUAAAAAUAUGUUGUGUCCCUAUACUACAGAGCUUGUAGAUAACUUGGAUAGUAGACGUUUCUCAGCUACAGAAAAAUUAGUACCCCAUCUUGGUCUACGAAAAGAUUAUGUUAUUCACUACCAAGAGCUUCAAUACUAUGUAAAAUUAGGUAUGAUAGUAGAUGAAGUUACAGAGAUCUUAUCAUUCGAUCAGGAUAAUUGGCUUGUCCCCUAUAUAGCUUUUAAUACAGAAAAACGUAAUGAGGCCAAAAAAGCUGAAAAUACAUUUCUAAGUGACUUUUUCAAACUCAAAAAUAAUGCUGUAUAUGGUAAAACUAUGGAGAAUGUUCAUAAGUAUCAAGAUGUCAAGCUCAUGGCUAUAAAUAAUGAGCAAGAUAAAAAAAAAUUCAUUAACCAGAUUCAUAAACCCUUAUUUAAGUAUGCUAGACAACUUGGUUCUUCACUUAUAGGAGCAUAUAUAGGAAAAGCUAGUAUAACUCUUAAUAAAUCUAUUAUUGUUGGAGCAUCAGUCUUGUGUCUUAGCAAACUUCACAUGUACCGCUUUUGGUAUGGAUAUAUAAAAGAAAGAUAUGGUAAUAAUGCUCAGCUUGGAUAUAAGGAUACAGACUCAUAUUUAUUUCAAGUUGAGACUGAAGAUAUCUAUAAAGACAUGGAAGAUGCUACAACUAUUGGCAAAUUUAAGAAUGAAACUCCAGAUAGUGUAAUUACAGAAUCUUAUCAUAUCCAGGCUAAAUCAUAUCACCAUGCUUUAGCAGAUAAGUCUACAAAGUCUAAGCAUAAGGGGGUUAGUAAAAAAGGCAUAAAUGAAAUGGCCAUGAAUUUAUACAUGACAGCUUUAGAAGGGUCCUUGCUAGAUAAUCCGAUAGAUAAAUCAUUAUUAUCAGAGCAAGAAGCUAUGCGAACUGAGGCAGAUCCUAUGACUCUAGUAUAUCGAGACUGUCUUUUUGGUAAUAAAGUAUUCUAUGCUAAGAAUAUAGCAUAUAAAAAUUUUGUAUCAAAUAGAAUAUCUCCAGAGUUGGCUGAACAAAGAGCUUUAAGCAUUAAGCUCUCAAAGAAGUAUCAAAAUGAAAGUGCUGAAUGGAAUCAGCUUACAAUUCGAAAAAAAAAUCCAUUAUCAGAAAGAGAAGCCAAAGCAGAAACAAAGUCUCAAAGCUCAGCUUUCUCAGUACUCUAUACCAAUAUUGCUCCAUUAUACUCUGAAGAAGAGGUUAAUGCUAGAAUCAAAGAAGCUACAGAUAAUUUAUGUCAAGAAUUUAUUAAAUCUACUGAGGAAACCUUAAAAACUAUUAAGCAACAGAAAGAUAUAGAAUGCAAUCAAAUUAAGAUAGAUAUGGCUAAUUGGAAAGAAAAAGAUAGUAAAUCAUAUUCUAACAACGGAGUUGGUGCAUAA